AUGGUCAAAGCCAGAACAUACAAAGUCUCUUCCUCAGUGAAGGUGGAGCAGCUUGAGGCAGAACUGUCUUCCCAGCUCCAGGCUCUGAAGAGUGAGAUUGAGAAAAAAGAAACUGUGCACGGAAUAUCCACAAAGUCUCACAGCUCUGUUCAUAUUCCAAAGGAUGUGUCUUAUUUUCUCAUGGAAAGACAGCAAGUUCUCCACAGAGGACUCCAGGUUGCAGGUGUGAAACCUGUAGUGUCCCAAGCAGAGGUCAUCCAGAGAGAACUGAAGAGCUGCCUUGGUCAAGAGUACACACCUGAGAGCCUACCACUAUUACUGCACCAGGAGCACAUGAUUCAUUUGACAACUGAAUUUGAAGAUGCUCUGCAGAGGGCUCGUAGGCUUGCUGUGUCCAGAGAAAAGGCUUUGUUGGGCACUGGCUACCCUGUCAAUGUGGUUACACAGGAAGAUGUGGUCAUCUAUUUGCAGUGGCUUAUUUGCCACCUACAUUCAGUUAAGACUAUCCACAACUUCCUGCAUGUGCUUCAUUAUCUUCCUUUGUGUGAGAGGAAAGAGGCGGACAGGAACAGUACACCAGACUUCAGCUCUCCUGGGGAGUUUUCGGGGAUGUUUGGAUCAUCAUCUAAAGUGCCCCGACAUUCUGUAAAAUUAGACGAAUUCCGAGAUCAGCUGCAACACCUACUUUCACAUUACAACAUCCAGUACAACGUGCAGUCCAUCAAGACUUCUGCUGAUCAGAUGGAACUCUUCAGCAUGGUUACCCAUGAGUUCAGGACCAUCUUCAAAUGUCAAGAUUUGAUGAAUACCUUUCUGCAGUAUAAUAGCACUGAGGCUAUAGACAGGAAGUGGGGAAGGAGAAGCCCAAACAUGGCUCUCAGAAAGGAAUCCAACUGGAUUCCCCAUAUCCAGGUGAAACCAAAGAGAGACCCCUGGCAACAGAAACAAAUGUCCAAACUGAAAGAGCUGAGAUGUGUGGAUGAGUUUCUUCAGGUGCACUGCAGGUCCUGUGAGGAGUCAGAUGUCCACAGAGCAACUGAAAUCCUGAAGCAGCAUGCAGUAUUUGCCUGUGAGCCGGAGUCCAUGGAGCUUUUAACGGCGACCUCAAAGCUGACAGCAGCUUCUGCUGCCUCUAACAUAUGGAGAAGCAUCUAUAACAUCGCACAGCAUUCUCAGGCAUGAUACUGGUUGAAAUUCUAGAUCAAACUGUUUCGUGUGGUUGUUGCAGUUGCGAUUAAUUUCUCUUUUUCCAUUCAAUGCAAAUGAUUUGAACAUUUCAGGAAACCAGUGCCAAAGUGUCUGAUUUAUCUGAGCAAGAAAGACGGAAAAAGGGU
Messenger RNA from Colossoma macropomum (tambaqui), 1334 nucleotides. RefSeq lists its product as uncharacterized. Lineage: Eukaryota; Metazoa; Chordata; Actinopteri; Characiformes; Serrasalmidae. The coding region runs from base 1 to 1182 and encodes 393 amino acids. The record is from RefSeq and is a predicted model, not a curated record. The transcript has 9 exons.